AAAAAAACAAUGACGUAAUAGUCAUCCUUGAUACGAACUGGGUAUUACCGAAAGCAUUGCAUCAAUGCAAUUUGUCCAUCGACAGUUGAAAUGUACUAAAAUAUUCUUCCAAGAAUCAAUUAUCGCUUAUCAGUUCGUAAAAAAUACGACAGUAAAAAAUUCUGUACCUCUUUACCAGUACUUACUGCAGUACACGAAUGAAAUAAACCGCGAAAUGAUGCUCUUUGUGGGAAAACACGUCGCGAGUAUUGUAUGUAUUCGAUUCGUUGAACUUUUCUCAUACCUAUAUUGAAAACUAUGUUUAAGUUGAAAUUCAAUUUAACGAUGUGUUCGGCAACUAUGCGAUGAUUAUUCAAAGUUUAAAAAAUUAAAUUCGCGAGUUCCAAUUGAAAUAGGUAUUCUAGUUUAUUUUUUUGAGUGUUUAUAAAUCAAGAUGUCAACUCAAGAGCCAUUUUGUGGAACUACAUUGGUGGCAAUUGGAGAAUACUACAUGAGGAACAUGCAAGGCUACGUCGAUAUAUCAACAGGCGUAAUUGGUUCGAUAUUCAAUCUAUUCAACAUACUGGUGUUUACAAGAAGAAACAUGAUCUCGCCUACGAACCUGAUAUUCGCUCAUUUAGCAUUCGCAGACUUAUUAAUGAUAUUGGCGAUUAUUCCAAAUUCGUGGAUACAAUUCACACAAUAUAAUGCUCUUGUAUCCAACAACCAAGUAUGGACUUAUACAAGAGCUCUGUUUUCAAUGCGCAGUACAGAAUUCAUCCUCACUUUUCACUUCAUAUCGGUGUAUUUUAUAGUGACUCUGGCUGUAUGGAAAUACAUAGGGAUAGUAUCCCCAUUGAAGGAACGCCAAUGGUGCAAUAUGAAAACUACACGGAAUGUAGCGAUAGUUGGAUACAUAAUGUGUAUUUUGCUUGGUGUGCCACUGUAUCUAUCUUAUUUUAUUAAAACAAUCAGCAUAGAUGAAAAGAUAAUUAUUUAUAUGCCCUCGCUUGAACAUGAUUCGAUUCAGUUUUUAAUUGCAAUGAUAAUCAAUGGAGUGCUGCACCAAUUGUUACCAUCAGUCAUACUGCUAAUAUUGAGUUUCAAACUCAUUGCUACUCUUUUGACGAAAAAAGGACCACAUCAAUCUUCAAGUCUACCUUCAAAUAUUCAAAAUACGAACAUAGGAAACGUCAAAACAAAAGAUCAAAAUGGUAGAUCGAUAAUCAUACUGCUGAUAAUUAUCAUAUUGUGUUUAAGUAAUCACAUUCCAAGAGGGAUACUGGAUUCAGUAUUUGUGAUUCGCAGCGAAUACACAAUAAUCCAUUUGAAAUGCAUUCGUACCCUGGCAGCAAUACUCCAUACACUGAAUUGCCUGAAUGCAUCUGUUACUUUUAUCAUAUUUUAUACUCUGAAUCGAGAUUUUAAAGCUACAUUUAAAUCUUUGUUCAGCAAGAAGGGAAUUUCUAUUGGAGAACGAAAGUAUUUUAUUUUAGGCGAGAUGCAAAAGGCUAAUGCAGGUCCAGAAAUCAAUCAAGUUUAACAAAGAUGUCUACAUAAACGUGAUGUGAGUAAUUUAUACAUGAUAUUUUUUUUUUUAAUAAAUUAUUUUUUGACCCUGUUUUCAAACA
Planococcus citri (citrus mealybug) is the source of this 1610-nucleotide messenger RNA. RefSeq lists its product as uncharacterized. Gene Ontology annotation, molecular function: G protein-coupled peptide receptor activity. NCBI's taxonomy places the organism in Eukaryota, Metazoa, Arthropoda, Insecta, Hemiptera, Pseudococcidae. The coding region runs from base 434 to 1522 and encodes 362 amino acids. Gene Ontology annotation, cellular component: plasma membrane. The record is from RefSeq and is a predicted model, not a curated record. The transcript is spliced from 2 exons. Gene Ontology annotation, biological process: G protein-coupled receptor signaling pathway.